Molecule: messenger RNA, 1625 nt
Organism: Camelus dromedarius (Arabian camel)
Lineage: Eukaryota; Metazoa; Chordata; Mammalia; Artiodactyla; Camelidae
Gene: PVRIG
Product: PVR related immunoglobulin domain containing
Exons: 3
Coding region: 226-1320 (364 amino acids)
Biological process (GO): negative regulation of T cell receptor signaling pathway
Cellular component (GO): plasma membrane
Molecular function (GO): signaling receptor activity
Source: RefSeq, a predicted model, not a curated record
AGGGAAAACCUGUCACUGUCACUCUGUCUCUUGAGGGCCUGAGGUCCACGCCCCUGUUCACCGCACUGAGGCAAUCUGAGAGAAGGAAGUGGGGCAGAUUUGUGGAGAGCACUGAGCAGCGGCUUCCAGGGCCAGCUCACACGUAAAAGCUUCCUGCGAUGAGAACGGAAACACAAGUGCUGUCCCCACCUCGGCAGCCCCCAGAGCUGGGGCCCGAGGGAAGCCAUGGACAGGCCCCGGGCCCUGGGCCUGCUCUUGGCGCUGCUGACUCUCUGCAUCACGGCUGGUGAGUGGGGGCCUGCGGAGAAGCAGAGGCCACGGGGGCGGAUGGAGAACCCGCCUGGGCCCUUCCUAUGCCUGUGCCCCACAGGGACCCCUGAGGUGUGGGUGCAAGUUCAGAUGGAGGCCACCGAGUCCCCGUCCUUCACCGUCCGCUGUGGAUUCCUGGGAUCUGGCUCUAUAUCCCUGGUGACUGUGAGCUACGGGGGCCCCGAUGGUGCUGGAGGAACCAUGCUGGCGGUGUUGCACCCAGAAUUCGGCACCCAGCACUGGGCCCCUGCCUGCCAGGCCCACUGGGAAACCAGAACCAGCAUCUCCCUCACCCUGGAAGGGUCUGAGGGGAGAAGCUCCAGUCCCAACACCACCUUCUGCUGCAAGUUUACUUCCUUCCCCGAGGGUUUCCAGGAGGCCUGUGGGAACCUCUCCCUCAGCACAGACCAAGGGCUCCCUGCUCCAACGCCAGCCCCCAUGCUGCGGGCCGACCUGGCUGGGAUCUUGGGGGUCUCGGGGGUCCUCUUCUUUGGCUGCAUCUGCCUCCUCUACCUCCUGUAUCGACAAAGGCACUGGUCUAUCAUGAAGCUUCAGCCACCCAGACACAGGGGCCCCCAGACACAGAGGCCAGCAAGCGUGAGGAUCAGGGGGUCGUUUUGGAGAGGGGAGCGGAGCGGGCGGGAGCUGGGACGCCGUGAGGCCGAGCCUCACUUGGAUCUCCUUCCGCGUCACCCCUGCAGGCAGCCGGCCAAGCCUCCCGGACCUCUCUCCACGUCCCCUACGCCACCAUCAACACCAACUACUUCUGCCCAGAAACUCUGGCCCGGGUCCUCCCGCCCCAGCCACUGCGCGGGUGGGCGCCGCCCCCCACCCGCGCGGUGCGCCGCCCCCAGAGCGCCGCCCCCUGGGCGCCACUGGCCACCUCUGCGCGCGGCAGCUUCGUCUUGGUCGAGAACGGACUCUAUGCUCCGGCAGAAAGGAGGCCUCUCCACGCCGGCCCCUACCUCCUCCCUCACCCUCUUGGGCGCAGAGCCAUGGAGGGUCGUUUAGGAGUUCGAUAAGAGGGACCCUAAGUCCACGCCGCCUUUCUCCCCUCCCGGACGCCUGGGAUCCCCUUCUGUUUGGUGUGUGUCCUGGGUGCCCACCGUCUUUGCACAUCUUGCUUUAUUCCAGUAAGUGUCUUCACGCGUACCGGGCCCGGGCCCACUUGCCGCGGAUGUGGUCAGCACGUGGGUACGUGUGGGCGCAGGUGUGUAUGUGAGAUGACAAACCCCAUCUCAGGUUGUUUCCUGUUUUCGAGUCCCCAACCCUCCCAGGUGAGGUCAAAACUAAGUAAAGAAAAAUGAUUUCUCUCA